AAAGUUAAACAAAAAGGCCCAUUAAAAGCCCAACUACGUGUCGACAAAAAGAAAGCCCAAUUAUGUUUUCUUUGUACAGAACCCAAACACCUGUGAGCAAAAUCUGUUAUCUUCUGCUGUUUUUGUUGUAGUUGUAAAGCCAAAGGCAGAGAACGACGAUGAGUGCGAUGAAGCCAAGCCGGAGCGACGAAAUACCCGACCCGGAUCAACAGAUCAAGAACUCGAACCAGAUCAGAGCUGAUUUUGAUUCCUUGGCCCCUAAACGACCCACUAAACCCACCCGGAGCGAACCCGAGCCUCUCGGUUCGUUCUCUGCUUCCGACCAAACCACCGACCAUCCCGAGGCUGACAAGUUCCGAUCUCUCCAGUCACAAGCUCAUGGUAAUAUUCUGUGUGAGGGAGAUUCAUCUGCGAUACAAGAUGAGUUCUUGGAGACACAGUAUUACACGAAUCUCACCGCCAUUGAUAAGCAACAUCACACGACCGGAAGUGGGUUUAUAAAUGUGGUGAACGAAGACGGCGGUGAAGAGGCCGUGACAGCUGCUGCAGCAAUCGAAGACGGUGGAGAAAAGGCGGUUUACAGAAGUAAUCCGGCGACGAACGACUGGAUUCCUGCGGCGGAGGAAGACCAUGCUUCCGAGUCUUCGUCCAAGCCGAACCGGAGUGAGAGUUCUUGAAUUUUGGAUCUUCAAAAAUAUCUUAUCCACUUCCAGAUGUGAGCUCUGUUUCUUCAAAUUGUUGUGUUAAACUAUUAAAAUAAAUAAAUUACAUAAUAUAAUUUAAUGUUGUGAUAAGAACAACUUUUUUUUUUUU
Messenger RNA from Eutrema salsugineum, 813 nucleotides. RefSeq lists its product as uncharacterized. The record is from RefSeq and is a predicted model, not a curated record. The transcript is spliced from 3 exons. Bases 159 to 677 code for a protein of 172 amino acids. NCBI's taxonomy places the organism in Eukaryota, Viridiplantae, Streptophyta, Magnoliopsida, Brassicales, Brassicaceae.